Messenger RNA from Abrus precatorius (Indian licorice), 1114 nucleotides. RefSeq names its product vesicle-associated membrane protein 727. NCBI's taxonomy places the organism in Eukaryota, Viridiplantae, Streptophyta, Magnoliopsida, Fabales, Fabaceae. Gene Ontology annotation, cellular component: membrane. The record is from RefSeq and is a predicted model, not a curated record. Gene Ontology annotation, biological process: vesicle-mediated transport. The transcript has 6 exons. Bases 168 to 887 code for a protein of 239 amino acids.
GCAGUAACACCUUGACCACGUUGCUUGAAGAAACUGAUAAAAGCGCUGUCAUUCUUCUGUCUUCUUGGAUCAUAACAUCAUCAAGGAGGAAGCAACUCUCGAUCUUGUAACUCCACUCAGCUUGGGUUGGUGUACCUUGUGGUGGUGGAGUUUUUUGCAAGUUGGAGAUGAGUCAGAGGGGUUUAAUAUAUAGCUUUGUUGCCAAAGGAACUGUUGUUUUAGCGGAGCACACUCAAUAUACGGGAAAUUUCAGUACCAUUGCUGUUCAGUGCCUACAGAAGCUGCCUUCAAACAGCAGCAAAUACACAUAUUCAUGUGAUGGUCACACGUUUAACUUCCUCUUAGACAAUGGAUUUGUUUUCCUUGUUGUUGCAGAUGAAUCCGUUGGAAGGAGUGUUCCUUUUAUAUUUCUUGAACGGGUGAAAGAGGACUUUAAGAAGCGUUAUGGUGCUAGCAUUAAGAAUGACAGUGCCCAUCCACUUGAUGAUGAUGAUGACGAGGAUGAUGAUUUAUUUGAAGACAGAUUUAAAAUUGCAUAUCAUCUUGAUAGAGAAUUUGGACCAACGCUCAAGGAACAUAUGCAGUAUUGCAUGAACCAUCCAGAAGAAAUAAGUAAACUAUCAAAAUUGAAGACUCAAAUAACUGAGGUCAAGGGGAUAAUGAUGGACAAUAUUGAAAAGGUUUUGGAUCGUGGAGAGAAGAUUGAACUGCUGGUGGACAAAACAGAAAACUUGCAGUUUCAAGCUGACAGCUUCCAGAGGCAGGGCAGGCAGCUGAGGAGGAAGAUGUGGCUGCAAAAUCUCCAAAUGAAACUGAUGGUGGGAGGAGGAAUCCUUAUUUUGAUUAUAUUUCUGUGGGUUGUUGCUUGUGGGGGUUUCAAAUGUUGAUGGAGCUAUAAAAAAACUCAGGUCUGUAUUAGGCAAGAGAUGCACAAAAUGAUAUACUACGUGUACAUGAAAUUUGGGACGGCAAUUUAUGGUUACUGUCAUAGACUGUAAUUAAGCUUUGUGGUAAGCUGCUAGUUACUUUGAACCAAGUUCUUACUUUAAUGCUAUAAUCAAUGUCUUUAAAUACUUUUUUUAGCAUUUGUGGAAUUUAUGAUGUGCUUGAGAGG